Messenger RNA from Haliotis rufescens (red abalone), 4505 nucleotides. RefSeq names its product toll-like receptor 4. Gene Ontology annotation, molecular function: transmembrane signaling receptor activity; protein binding. The transcript has 2 exons. The record is from RefSeq and is a predicted model, not a curated record. Gene Ontology annotation, biological process: toll-like receptor signaling pathway; inflammatory response; immune response. Gene Ontology annotation, cellular component: membrane. Bases 803 to 3457 code for a protein of 884 amino acids. NCBI's taxonomy places the organism in Eukaryota, Metazoa, Mollusca, Gastropoda, Lepetellida, Haliotidae.
AAUGGCCCAUACAAAGUGUUUUCUGGCGAAACUGAAAGUCCUCAGAGGGUCACACAAAAACAGCUUCUCCAACGGACAGGAAUAUAUUCCGGGACUGGACCUCACGAGGCGGACGAAAACCCAACUGUGUACGGAUUGCAUCACGUGAUUAAUAUAAGUGACGUCACUGUUGCAUCUGUAUUGUGGAGGAACAAACUGCAUGAGAUGGUAACACCUGGAAACAAUCCGUUCAACUUCCUUGUCGUUUCGCGUCAUUGCACCAACAGAUGUAUCGCCGGACACCCCAGCAGUGUCAACGUAAGCACCACCAGUCACCCACGCAGGCAGCACGGGGUUCAUCACAUCACGCAGGUCAACCGAUAUUGUGCAGUCCAUAUCACACGAAAACCAAGAACAGUUUCUGCGUCAUGUAACAACGUAGUCGGCAAUGUGAGUGUUUAUCACAAGUGAAAAGACGCGGAUGUGGUUAACGCCUUUUGUGGUACAUUCUAUUAAAGCGAACCGUUUAUCAAGGGUACGCAAAAGCUCGAGUUAUCGCGUACACACACUAAAUAUAGACUGUGUCUGUCAGCAUGAGACGCUUGGACGAGCAUAUACCAUCUCGUCCCUGGAACACCGUGGCCAGCCUCCCCGCGCUUCGUAUGUGACGCCAGGCGGGAAAUAGACGGCGUCAGCAGACGAUCAGAGGCGACAGUAAAGGUUUCAAAAACAGUGCAAAGAGUCUUCAAAAAGUCCCGAAUGUACCAAUUGUAAAAUAUCUUCAAUAUCUUAGGAACCCACUACAGUGAUCGGCAAAUCCGCCAUGGACGGAAAUACGUUUACAGUGUUGAUGGUAUUGGCAGUUCACUGGCACGGUGCAAGGUCAUGCCCCUGGCCGUGUACAUGUAAAGGCGAUGUCAAAGGGGAGGUAACUGUUGACUGUUCGCACAAGAACCUGACCUCGGUGCCACAUGGCAUCCCGUCAACAACACUGCAUCUGGAUCUCAAACACAACAACAUCAGUAUCAUAGAGAACAACACCUUCCUGGAGUUACCGCGCCUACGUGACCUUGACCUUUCCUUCAAUUCGCUCACUCGCCUUGAAAGGGGUGCACUGCAUGGACUUGUGUCAUUGGAGGGUUUGAACAUGGCAAGCAACCACUUGCACCUCAACAACGAAUCGUAUCCAAUCGGCGUCUUCUCGGAGUUAAAGAAACUGCAGGUACUAGAUAUUCAGAACAAUAUUGAUGGUGACACCAUGGCACUGAGUACAGGCUACCCGGACGUGACGGGUCUCGUGGAGCUACAGGUCUUCCGUUCAGACUCGAUAUUUACCCUCCAAUUUGGGGAGGCUUUUCAAGCACUCGAGAAUCUACAGGAACUUGAUUUCAGCGGGUUUAAUGGCUAUUGCAGCCUGAAUAAUAUCAGUGAAAACCUGUUUCGUAAUUUCAACACUCAUCAUCCACUGAAAUUGAACAUUUCUCAGUGUGGUAUAUUAAACAUUCAUCCAUUGGCAUUCAACGCAUUGCCAAUGUUAGAAGUGUUGGACUUGACUGAUAACAGUCAUUUUCGUUUUCGAAGUUUAAUGAUUGCUUCAGAGAGUUUUAUCAACACGUCCUUACAGGUCCUUCUGUUGACCACAAUCAACAGAGAUGAGGCCAUGACCUUAUUUGGUCAAUAUUUCCAGCAUCUUCGCAAGACAAAGAUCACCUCACUUACUCUUGACCACAACUAUGUCACAUGUGUAGACAAAUUAGCAAUAUAUAACCUACCACGAACAAUCAAGUAUCUGUCGAUCAAGAGCAAUAAAUUAUGGGACGCCAAAUUUCUUCUCGGAGUUGUCCUCUUACCAAACCUAGAGUUCCUAGAUAUUGGACAUCAAAUGAUCAAUUCACGGGCGGAGAGAUACAUUGUGUCAUCCAUUCCCAUGCGAUCAACGCAGACUUACCAAUAUUGUGACGGUAGCAUUAUACACACGAGAACUAUCACUCCGGAAAAUAACAGACCGACCAGACACAAUGCAAACAGAGUCAUAGAAUACUUCAACAUGUCUGGAGAUUCAAAGGGUCCUUGUGACCAUGAUACAUCAUACGACUAUGGUAUUCACAUCGACAUCAUACCAUUGCCACCCACUCUCCAUACCUUGAGAGCAGACGUCAUAAGAUUAGGACUCUCAUUACCAAAUUUCACAUUCACAUCCAGCAAUUCCCUUCGAUCGCUCAACUUGUCAACUGAUAUACUUUAUUGCUGGGGAGGUCCGUGGUAUGGUCUUCAUGAUCUGGAGAGACUUGACCUGUCGGCCAAUCAGUGCAGUGAUGUCAGCCCCGCCUUCUUCAAGGACAUGGCCAAUCUGACUCACCUGUAUCUCCAUGACAACAAUCUGGGGUGGUCGCUGGCAUUGGACAGACAAGGAGAGAUAUUCUCAUCACAAACAAACCUACAAAUCCUUACCCUUGGUAAAAACCGGAUACGCCAGUUACCGGAAAUUGUGUUCCAUAAUUUAGUGAACCUGGAACAGCUGAAGUUGGACGAAAAUUCAUUGAGGAGUUUAGGGGCCAGAAUUGGACGCAUGACGAAACUGAAAUACCUGGAUUUGUCGGGAAAUGAACUUGUUAGUCUGGAUAAAAAUAUGCUUCAGGAUUUGGAUGACAUCGCCACCUCUACCAACAUCACCAUUGACAUAUCAGACAACCCGUCACUCGCAUGCAACUGUGACAACCUGGAGUUCGUGACGUGGAGUCUACAGACCAAGGUCACCAUCAGAUCCGUCAGAAAUAAUCUGUGUUUUAUUACGAACAGUUCACAAAUUCCAUACGGGCAGUUCCAGGACAUCGCAAGAUCUCUCUGGUUUAAAUGCAAUGGUCAGACUACCUUCACAAUAGUGCUGAGCGUAUUCAUCGUGGUUCUCCUGGUCCUAGGGAUGGUCAGUGUUGUUUACUACAAACGCUGGAAGCUGCGUUAUCUCUACUACACCGGCAGGCGCCGCGUCAACCCCUUCUACCCCGCAGACUACGCAGCACCACCCAACAGACUGCGUGAUGUCUUUGUUUCCUAUGAUGAGGACGACAUGACUUGGCGCCAAUUUGUACAAGAAGAACUACUCGAUAAACUUAAGGAGAAUCAUAUUUCCUGUCUUAUAAGUGAGAUUGACUUUCUGUCUGGGAGGAACACCCGGGACAUCAUUGAGCAAGCCGUGUUGGGUUCCAGGAGGACAUUGGCGCUCAUCACCUCGGACUUCUUCAAGUGCUGGGAUCGGGAACUGGAAUUCAAUAUGGCGGUCAUGCACGGGAUGGCAACGCGGCAGAGUGUUGUUAUCCCCGUUGCCAUGGAGGUGCUGGAUGAGGAUGCCCUCCCGCCAGACGUGGCGGUUUUCCUAGAAGCGUACCCAUGCUUGCCCUACACAGGGGAUGCGGCUUUCUGGGCGAAGCUUGUGAGCAGAAUAAAACAGGACGACCCUUCCGAUGUCCACAGUUCAUAGAAUGUGGAAGAGUGCAUUUACAGUUUGUAUAUAUGACAAUGGCAAUUAAGUAUUGUAAGACUAUUGUAAGGCAAUAGGUUACCAAAACAACGUUACAUCGUGUUCGAAGCAGCCAUCACUGCACAUUCUAAGCACAGAUUACAUGAUAAUCUCCUUUAGUCAUGGCAAGUUUCUGUACAUGGAAAAGUGUGUUUACUAUGAUAAGUUUGAAUCCCUUCUAAAUAUUGAAAAGGUUUUAAGCAAAGAUGACCUUCCUCAACAUUUGAGUACAUCCUAUUCCAGAUUAAGAUGUUGCAAUUUCAGACUUGCUGUUCAGACUUUUGUAAUCAAUAAUUAUUCCUCGGUCAUGCAGAAUAAGAGCAUUGGCAUUAUCAGAAAUGUCCAAUAUCAUGUAAAUAUAAAGAAUUGUAAAUAUGAUACAAAAGGCACAUGCAUGAGCAUGCUUUUGAAUAUAUUUUGUGCGGAAUAAAACAGUCUGUCUGUUAUGCACACCGCCAUAUUGCCUCGUUCCCUGUGCCCUCCGCCGUGUGAUACUCUGUAGCAUUCGUCACCACUCGCCCCUUUCCGUAACCUGCAAGAAGACUCGUCCCCUUUCGAAGAAUGCUAUGUGCGAGGGGCACGAGUCGCUAUUCGGCUUGUCCCGGAAUAACACGAGUUGGUCACGAAUGACUCUGAAGACGCAAUGUACAUGCGUAGAGGCGAUGGUUUUCCUUAAGUCAUGGCGUGGGACAUUUUUGUUUAAUCUCAAGAAGCGAGAGUUAUAACCAUACAUCUUAUCACCAGUAGCCAAUAGCUUCCUCCUUGGGGACACGGUUUAUCACUGUUGCUGGGACGACCAAGUUGUCGUCGGCGAGGCAACUUCCUGUAGAGUUGCGCCCCUUAUCCGAACCAUGAUCCGCUAGUCGUUCUCUGAAUCCUUGGUGUGUCAGUGCCUUACCAUUGCUCCUGGAUUUCGCCACGUCAGGCUGGCACGCCAUGACAUUGAAAAUCAGAUCAUGAAAACAAGACGUUAUUAGGCUGAAAACAGUCGCCGAAACAAUGCAUUCUU